Neocloeon triangulifer is the source of this 1857-nucleotide messenger RNA. RefSeq lists its product as uncharacterized. The coding region runs from base 85 to 1857 and encodes 590 amino acids. The record is from RefSeq and is a predicted model, not a curated record. Gene Ontology annotation, cellular component: external side of plasma membrane. Gene Ontology annotation, biological process: biological process involved in interspecies interaction between organisms. Gene Ontology annotation, molecular function: carbohydrate binding. Lineage: Eukaryota; Metazoa; Arthropoda; Insecta; Ephemeroptera; Baetidae. The transcript is spliced from 16 exons.
GUUUGUACAGAAUAUUCCAUAACAUUUCAACUAUUCAUGCUUGCCGAAUAACAAGGCUACGAAGUGCGAACGAGGUCAAAAAUAAUGCAGCUUUAUUUGAUAGGCAUACUUACCAGUGCCGUUUUCAAGAUCUUUCUAUUCCAACAACUCUCUGACGCUCAAAUUGUCAAAGUCAAAUUCAUGGUUACUGCAAAACGACCAGCUCGGAAGGUUAUAGUAAAAUGCUGUGGAAAACUCCGAUGUGACCCAAAUAUCAUUUCAAGCACGACUUAUAAAAAUGAGACAGUUACAGUAAAAUCUUUAAUGACUUCAAAUCGUAAUGAGUAUCAGAGCAUUCCAAAAGAAACAGCGGGAACAGGCUCAAUGACGGCGAGUUCUCCGCAUAACAAUGAUAUUGGAACCGAGACAGAGCCUAUUAAUGAAAACCUGCCACAAAUACAAACAGUAUCGGACUUUGAUUCGUCAUCACCUCCUGGACCGACAGUGUCAUCUGUAGUUGGCACCAUAAUUAGUAAAUCUCCGCAAUCAGCUGCCGAACAGUCUUCAGUGUACUCAACUUCGACAAAUGUGCAGACUACAGAAUUACUAGAAGCAACUUUGACUUCGGUCACUUCUUCUACUACCUUGUCUACCUUAGAGCCCACGUCUAGCACUAACAGCGAAAAAACCACAACCAGUACGAACACAAUUUCAACCACGUCAACGAAAAGGACACCUUGCCAGCAAUACCAAUGUUCCUCGAAUGGGAAUGCGCUAAAUUCCAAUGGGCAGGUUGAUAUUUUGAAAAUUCAAAACGCGACUAACCAGCAAGCGUGUGACAGACUUUAUGUUUUUGGGCGUAAUUUGCUUAGUUGGACAGAGGCAGCGAGUUAUUGCUGUUCUCUCGGAAUGCAGAUGCUCAGCAUUGAGACUAAAGAGGAGUUGAAUUGCAUUUCAGAUCUAAUGAACAGUCCUGACGGGACGGAUUUGCCAGGGGAGUAUUUUACAUCCGGUUCAGACUAUCAAAAUCAGAGCAGCUUUGUUUGGUGCUCGGCUAAUUACACUCCUUUUAACUCGAGUGUUGUUUUCUGGAGUCCUGGGGAACCGAGCACAACUAAUUUACAAGGAACUCAAGAAGAUUGCGUUUCUGUGCAACUCAGCGCUGGCAUGGUGAAUGAAAACGUUCUGCGAGACGUCGAAUGCUCUGCCGAAAUGAAAUUUAUUUGCGAAGUACCUGCUCCAACGACCACGAGACCGCCGUGCUUGGAAUUCAGCUGCCAAAAAAAUAUUGAACUGUUGGACCAGAACAAUUUUAUUUUGCCAAAUGCAUCAAUAAACGGCACGCUCAGGAUAGGUUGUGGGAGGAUGUAUCUUUUCAGCAAAUAUUUAGUGAACUGGACUGACGCUGCGUCCAAAUGCUGUUUGCUUAAUAUGCAUUUGGCAGCGCUCGAGACUCCUUCAGAAGUGCAGUGCUUCAACAAUAUAUUCAAAAUGCCAAAUUAUGGCGAAAAUUUGGCGAACACUUAUUGGAUUGGCGCGAGUGAGGGUUUAUUCACUUGGUGCACUCCAAGAAGAAGUGCAAAUAUUGCCAAUAACCGUGAUUUUUUUGGCGCAAAUGAGCCCAAAACUAAUUCCACAACCGAAAAUUGCGUCAACUCUUUGAUUAGUAGUACUGCUGGUGCUGCGUCGAUUGCAUUUAAAACUGGUAAAUGCGGUGACAGUCUCCGUUACGUCUGUGAGACUGAGGCUUGUUCCUUCCCGGAGUGUCCAAACAAAACAUGCGUUCAAGAUCCGGCGAAAUACAACUUAUCACAAACAUGGAAAAGCAUGCCUGGAUUUAUGUUUUGGGAACAUAUCGUUUUUAAGGAAUCAUUUUAA